Messenger RNA from Limanda limanda (common dab), 530 nucleotides. RefSeq names its product ribosomal protein S19 (gene rps19). The record is from RefSeq and is a predicted model, not a curated record. Gene Ontology annotation, cellular component: ribosome; cytosolic small ribosomal subunit. The transcript has 6 exons. Lineage: Eukaryota; Metazoa; Chordata; Actinopteri; Pleuronectiformes; Pleuronectidae. Gene Ontology annotation, biological process: translation; ribosomal small subunit assembly. The coding region runs from base 48 to 509 and encodes 153 amino acids. Gene Ontology annotation, molecular function: RNA binding; structural constituent of ribosome.
CAGGAAACCCCGUCGCAGCCUCUUCCCUUCGCUGUCCAGCACGCAAGAUGCCAGGGAUCACAGUGAAAGACGUCAACCAGCAGGAAUUUGUCCGAGCCCUGGCGGCUUUCCUGAAGAAGUCAGGAAAGCUGAAGGUGCCUGACUGGGUGGACCUCGUCAAGCUCGGCAAGCACAAGGAGCUGGCCCCCAGUGAUGAGAACUGGUUCUACAUCAGAACUGCAUCCACAGUCCGCCAUCUGUACCUGCGUGGAGGGGCUGGUGUUGGCUCCAUGACCAAGAUCUAUGGAGGUCGCAAGAGGAACGGUGUGUGUCCUGCCCAUUACAGUGUAGGAUCCAAGAACGUGGCUCGCAAGGUGCUGCAGGCCCUGGAGCUGCUCAAGAUGGUCGAGAAGGAUCCCAACGGUGGUCGCAGACUCACCUCCCAGGGAACCAGAGACCUGGACAGAAUUGCCGGCCAGGUUUCAACUGCAAGCAAGACAGCCGCAAAAAUUAUUAUUGCAGCUCAAUAAAUCUUUUUUGGAAAAGUGGAA